Drosophila eugracilis is the source of this 1115-nucleotide messenger RNA. Its product is annotated as alcohol dehydrogenase. Gene Ontology annotation, biological process: alcohol metabolic process. Bases 154 to 924 code for a protein of 256 amino acids. The transcript is spliced from 4 exons. The record is from RefSeq and is a predicted model, not a curated record. NCBI's taxonomy places the organism in Eukaryota, Metazoa, Arthropoda, Insecta, Diptera, Drosophilidae. Gene Ontology annotation, molecular function: alcohol dehydrogenase (NAD+) activity.
AGGAGCUGCAAGAGCUGAAAGCGCCGAUUAUUGUCUCAGUGCAGUUGUCAGUUGCAGUUCAGCAGACCGGCUAACGAGUACUUGCAUUUAUUCAAAUUUACUCAAUUGAUCAAAUCGAAAGAGCCAGCAAAAAAAAAAAAAAAAGAAGUCACCAUGUCGACUACAUUGACCAACAAGAACGUGAUUUUCGUGGCCGGUCUGGGAGGCAUUGGCCUGGACACCAGCAAGGAGCUGGUCAAGAGGCCCCUGAAGAACUUGGUCAUCCUCGACCGCAUUGACAACCCGGCUGCCAUUGCCGAGCUGAAGGCAAUCAAUCCCAAGGUGAAUGUCACCUUCUACCCCUACGAUGUGACCGUGCCAAUUGCUGAGACCAAGAAGCUGCUGAAGACCAUCUUCGACCAGCUGAAGACCGUCGACAUCCUGAUCAACGGAGCUGGUAUCCUGGAUGAUCACCAGAUCGAGCGCACCAUUGCCGUUAACUACACCGGUCUGGUCAACACCACAACCGCCAUCCUGGACUUCUGGGACAAGCGCAAGGGUGGUCCCGGCGGUAUUAUCUGCAACAUUGGAUCCGUGACUGGUUUCAAUGCCAUCUACCAGGUCCCCGUCUACUCCGGCACCAAGGCCGCCGUGGUCAACUUCACCAGCUCCCUGGCGAAACUGGCCCCCAUCACUGGUGUGACCGCUUACACCGUGAACCCCGGCAUCACCCGCACCACCUUGGUGCACAAGUUCAACUCCUGGUUGGAUGUUGAGCCCCAGGUUGCCGAGAAGCUCCUGGCUCACCCCACUCAGCCCUCUUUGGCCUGUGCCGAGAACUUCGUCAAGGCUAUCGAGCUGAACCAGAACGGUGCCAUCUGGAAGCUGGAUCUGGGCACUCUGGAGGCCAUCGAGUGGUCCAAGCACUGGGACUCGGGCAUCUAAGCAAAGUGAUACUCCCAAAAAGCAUAUAACAUUAGUUCAUAGGGUUCUGCGAACCACUAGAUAUUCACGAUGGCAAUAAGGCUGAUUCGAUGCACACUCACAUUCUUCCCCUAAUACGAUAACAAAACUCACCAUGAAUAAAAACUGAAAAACAAUAUAAAUAUAAAUAUGAAAAUUGAGAAAUCCUAAAA